AUGACUUCUCCAUUGGAGGAGCCACCUAUGAUGACUUCUCCGUUGGAGGAGCCACCUAUGAAGAUUGUCUAUCCAAUUUAUCUCGCAGAAAGAUGUGAGAGAGCGAACCUCGUGUUGAAUUGGGAAAAGUGCCACUUUAUGGUGGAAAGUGGAAUUGUUUUUGGGCACAAAAUUUCCCAUGCCGACAUUGAGGUAGAUAGAGCCAAGGUGGAGGUCAUUGAGAAUCUUCCUCCUCCCACCAAUGUGAGCGAAGUGAGAUCUUUUCUCGGCUAUGCCGGAUUCUAUCGGUGCUUUAUAAAAGAUUUUUCAUUGAUUGCUAAGCCUCUCACAUCCCUAUUUCAACAAGAGAAGGAGUUUGUGUUUGAUGAUGCUUGUUUAGAGUCCUUUUGUAGGUUGAAAGAAGCACUUUGCACCGCUCCUAUUGUCCAAAGUCCGGAUUGGUCUCUUCCAUUUGAACUCAUGUGCGAUGCAAUCGACGAGGCUAUUGAUCGGUUCUUGGGCAACGAAAGGAUGGGAAACUCCAUGUCAUACACUAUUUGUCUAAAACUCUCAAUGAUGCCCAACGAAACUACACAACCACCGAGAAGGAGAAAGAAGGAAGCUAAACCGAGGUUGUUGAAAUGGUUUUUAGUUCUCCAAGACUUUGAUUAUGAGAUGAGAGACAAGAAGGGAGCCAAGAAUGUGGUGGCGGAUCACCUUUCAAGGUUGGGCGAUGCAAGGUUUGAAGAUGAUGGUUUGCCAAUAGAGGAUGCUCUAAGGGAUGAUUUGCUAUAUGUCCAUGAGGUGAAGUCGGAACCAUGGUAUGCGGAUAUUGUGAAUUAUUUGGUUUGUAGUGUAGAACUUCCGGAUUUCACUUCACAACAACUUCGAAGACUUAAGCAUGAGGCCAAGAGAUACAUUUGGGAUGAUCCUAUUUUAUUGAAGAGAGGGGUUGAUGGUUUGUUAAGGAGAUGCGUCCCCAACGUCGAGGUUAAAAGUGUUCUCCAUAUGUGCCACUCUUCUCCUGUUGGUGGGCAUAUGAGUGCUCAAAAGACCGCCACAAAGGAUCCACAAUCUAUGCUCUUUUGGCCUUCUCUAUUCAACGAUGCUUGGAUUUUUGUUAUGACCUGUGAUAGAUGUCAACGGAUGGGGAAUAUUUCUAGGAGGGAUGAAAUGCCGCAAAACCCCAUCCUUGAGCUUGAAGUUUUUGAUGUGUGGGCUAUAGAUUUCAUAGGCCCUUUUAUUUCUUCACAUGGGAACAAGUAUAUUUUGGUUGCCGUUGACUAUGUCCUAAGUGGGCGGAGGCCGUGGCUUCCCCUACGAAUGAUUCUAAGGUAUAGAGUGUCUCAUAAGCGGGGGCUUGCUUACCACCCUCAAACGUGUGGUGAAGCGGAGAUCACCAAUAGGGAGCUCAAGGUGAUCUUGGAGAAGACGGUUGCUAGAACAAGGAAGGAUUGGUCUUCUAAGCUCAUCGACUCUUUGGGCGUAUAG
Chenopodium quinoa (quinoa) is the source of this 1470-nucleotide messenger RNA. RefSeq lists its product as uncharacterized. Gene Ontology annotation, molecular function: nucleic acid binding. Lineage: Eukaryota; Viridiplantae; Streptophyta; Magnoliopsida; Caryophyllales; Amaranthaceae. Bases 1 to 1470 code for a protein of 489 amino acids. The record is from RefSeq and is a predicted model, not a curated record. The transcript is spliced from 3 exons.